Molecule: messenger RNA, 432 nt
Organism: Geodia barretti
Lineage: Eukaryota; Metazoa; Porifera; Demospongiae; Tetractinellida; Geodiidae
Source: the annotation of a GenBank genome assembly
CUGCUGCAGUCUGGUUCUGCGGACAACACCCCACCACUCAGCAAUGGGGCGCCAGAUCAGACUAACGACAGACAGCAACCUGAGGACGAUCACCUUAGUGCCUCUCACAAGGAGGGCAAUCGCCAGACAUCGCCACACACUCAAAGUCAGACCGGAACAAGAGACGACACCUCGGAUGUUCAAGAGACCACAGCUAGAGGAGAGCUGGUGGAUAGCAGAUCAGAAGAACUGCAGUCUCCUGUGAACUCAGAAGACGACAUCGGAGCAUUUAUGUCUCGCGACGACUCAGAUGAAGGAGGCGAUGAAGGAGCAGCAGAUAUUGAGGGAAGUCAGACACCCUGCUCGAGAAGUUCAAGACAGCGACCAGAGGGACUGGGGCGACGGGACAGCCGACUGCGGCAGCGACUGAAGCCCCCACAACGCCUGUUUUGA